This is a messenger RNA of Neoarius graeffei (lesser salmon catfish), 1704 nucleotides long. RefSeq lists its product as uncharacterized. The transcript has a single exon. Lineage: Eukaryota; Metazoa; Chordata; Actinopteri; Siluriformes; Ariidae. Bases 13 to 810 code for a protein of 265 amino acids. The record is from RefSeq and is a predicted model, not a curated record.
GGUUCAGGCAACAUGGCGGCGUUGAAAAGAAGGUUCACAAUAGAAGACAAACGGCAGAUUCUUGAGCUAUAUGACCAGCUUCCUCGGAUGAGCCAAAGAAAGGCGGCUAAACGACUUAAUAUCGCUCCGUCUAUGCUUUGGACGAUCCUGCAUAAUAGGAACUGCAUAAUCAAAGGAGAGAAUAUUAAACGUGAGAAGAAUAAGUGGGCGGGCUGCGGCAGGUCGCCGAAACUCGAGGCGAAUAUCUGGAAAUGGAUCGAUCAUUCGAGACGAAACGGAGUUCACGUUACUGAUCUGAUGAUUCACCGGAAAUCAAUGGACAUCGCGGCGCGGAUGGGGAUCGUGAGCUUCAGGCCGAGCCCCCGCUGGUACAGCAGCUUUAAGAAACGAGAGGCGGUCGUGCGCGCCAGGUAUCACAUCUACCCGGAACUGGAUGUAAACAAUCAGCCAGAUGAGUUGAGAUCUCACACCAUGCCGUGCUCUGCGUCUCCUGCUGAUGCUCAGACUCCUCAGGAACACGGCACAUAUGAACCCCAAGAAGAAAGUGUUCCAGUUAUCCAGCCGGAACAAGAAAAACUACUUCCUGUCCAGAGCAAACCCACACUCCUGAGUCGCAUAGUGAACGGUGACAUGCGGACAGUCACUGUGCCCUCAGUGCACCAGAUGCAGGAAGCUAUGAAGACUUUAGCCACGGGCUUGUUAUAUCGAGGCUUUUGUGACUUUAAUCUCCUUCAUCAAUUUGAAAAAGAAGUUGCAAAUGUUGUCAAGAGAUCAGUGGUUCAAGGCUGCCAUGACAGUUUUGUAGCCUGAGUGCUGUGUCCAUGUGUAACCUGUCUCAUCUCCUCCUUAUUCCCUACUCAGAAAGAGUCAACUUUUUGUCUCCGUCGCUCCCUAAGACACGUCCUCUCUCACCACAUCCUUCAGCGUUUUCAUGUCCCUGGCAGCUCCAACAUCUUCCUUCUCAGGAUGUGCCCGUACCAUCUCAGUCUCAUCUCUCUUAGCUUAAUUCCCAAGCUCUCCACAUGUGCUCCGAGUGUGUCUGAUGUGCUUGUUCCUUAUCCUGUCCAACCUCGUCACUCCUGUAGCAAACCUUAACGUCUUCAACUUUGCCUCCUGUCUUGGUAUUUAUACCCUGUGCCUUCUCUGUGGUGUAUUAUUUGGGGCACUAUUCUACUGAAGUGCAUUGUGAGAUUAAACCAACACACUGGAUCUGGAUCAACAACUCUACUUCACAAUGUUUUUUUUUUGGACAACAAGUGCACUGUAUAGUUAAUAGGACAUGGGUUUGGAAAUGCAAGGAAACCGCUUGGAUGGAUUUGACUGACCAUGUUGACACUAAUAACUGAAGUUUGGAGUUCAUGUAUGAAUUCGUCAGCCUAGUUUGGCUGCUGCCACUAAGCUGUCUUUUAAAUGAGUUUUCCAAAUAUAUGCUCUUGUUUACAGUAAUGGAAAAUUGAAUGCCUACUUUAUGAUGUAUUUGAUGCCUGACAUUUAAAACAUCAUAUACACACUGCGACCAAAAAGCCUAUAUUAGGUGGAUUUCUCUUUUCAGCUUUUGUUUCAGAUUGCAUUCCAAGGACAAAAUCGCACACUGCUGCUCCAUAGCUACAUACACUAUAUCCCUUACUGUCUGUUAAAACACACGUCACUCCUUGUAUAAUAUGAUACACUCUCAGAAAAUAAAGUCCCUUAUUAUACUUUUAA